AAACAAAAAAAUGUUUGAAACAAGAUUUAUACCUGGUUUGGUUGUUGUAGUCUUGGCCUAUGUGUUGAAUGGGUUAAAGGGCGCUUUGAAUCAAGAAUAAUUCUUUGCCUUUAUGGGUUAUAUGGUCUUGAGUUUCUUUGCAUACGUGUUAUCAUAUUGGAUGAUUCCAAAGAUUGCUUAAUUGACCGAGAAGGCAGAUAUUUUCGGUUAUGAUAUAAAUAAAAAAGGCUCGGAUGCUGGUAAAAUCAAAAUUCCAGAAUCACUAGGAAUAGUUCCUGCCACAAUUUAUCUCAUAUUCAAUAUUUUAGGAAUAUUGUUUACUAGAGCAUACAUGCCUGAUUUAAUAUUAUCACAUAUAUCUGGAUUGUUGGCUAUUACAUUUAUAGUAUUUUUGGGUUUUGCUGAUGAUGUGUUGGAUUUGGCCUGGAGAUAUAAACUGUUAUUGCCACCAAUCGCAAGUUUGCCUGUGAUUGUGGCCUACACAGGAGGAACCUAAAUAGUUUUACCUCAAUUGAUUAGACCAUAUCUUGGAUAAACAAUUGAUUUAGGACCAAUUUAUUACCUUUAUAUGAUAAUGCUAUCGACUUUCUAAUCGAAUGCAAUUAAUAUUUAUGCUGGAGUUAAUGGAUUGGAAGUAGGAUAAUCUAUAAUAAUUGCAUUGUCAAUUGCGGUUUAUAACAUCAUUGAAAUUUCAACAUAACAAUAACAUUUGUUUAGUCUGAUGAUAAUAGUACCCUACAUCUCAUCAGCUUUAGCUUUGUACAAUUAUAAUCGAUAUCCUUCUAAAGUCUUUGUGGGAGACGUGUUUUGUUAUUGGUCAGGAAUGACAUUUGCAGUGGCAGCUGUCCUUGGUCAUUUUUCAAAAACUUUGAUGUUAUUCUGCAUUCCACAACUUAUAAAUUUCUUGUAUUCACUUCCAUAACUAUUUGGAAUAAUUCCAUGUCCUAGACAUAGACUACCAAGAUAUGAUUAGAGUACAGGUUUGUUAUAUGCAAUCAAAACUAAUUUGACUUUAAUCAAUUUGGUGCUAUUGAUUAAGGGACCUACAAGCGAAAAGAAUUUAUGCAGAGUUUUAUUGUCAUUUUAAAUACUAUGCACGAUAAUUGGAUUUGGUAUAAGAUAUUUGGGGUCAUAGAUGUUCUUUUGA
Molecule: messenger RNA, 1147 nt
Organism: Paramecium tetraurelia
Lineage: Eukaryota; Ciliophora; Oligohymenophorea; Peniculida; Parameciidae
Exons: 3
Biological process (GO): protein N-linked glycosylation; dolichol-linked oligosaccharide biosynthetic process
Cellular component (GO): membrane
Molecular function (GO): UDP-N-acetylglucosamine-dolichyl-phosphate N-acetylglucosaminephosphotransferase activity
Source: RefSeq, a predicted model, not a curated record